Ctenopharyngodon idella (grass carp) is the source of this 2669-nucleotide messenger RNA. It is a transcript of the gene fhl3a, whose product is annotated as four and a half LIM domains 3a. NCBI's taxonomy places the organism in Eukaryota, Metazoa, Chordata, Actinopteri, Cypriniformes, Xenocyprididae. The record is from RefSeq and is a predicted model, not a curated record. Gene Ontology annotation, molecular function: transcription coregulator activity; actin binding. Bases 380 to 1219 code for a protein of 279 amino acids. Gene Ontology annotation, biological process: actin cytoskeleton organization. Gene Ontology annotation, cellular component: stress fiber; nucleus; Z disc. The transcript is spliced from 7 exons.
ACAUGUCGGGCAGAUAGCAAUGCAAACUGUCUCAAUAUAAAGAUCAUUUACUGAAAUUUCCUUCAGGAAAGAAGGAAGACCGUUUUUAUCCACUGGGGCGGGAGCUUGUGACUCACUCAACUUCCUCCAUAGUAGCGCAUGGAAGAGUUGAGCGCGAGCAUUCUCUCAUUCGGUGCUUUGAGAGAGAGCUGAACACUCACAAUCGUGAGGAGCAACAGGACUACAGAUCUAUUAAACAGGCCAACCCAACUGACCCCAGCACACCCGACACGGACAGACAGAGUACUGAAAGAGUUUUGACAGGCUCUGCUGCUGUGACUGGCCUCUGUUUACUGGCAUCCUGUAGAAGUUACAGGGACUGACUCGGAUCAGGAGCAACAUGAGCGAGCGCUUUGACUGUGACAACUGCAAGGAGUCCCUAUACGGCAGGAAGUACAUCCAGGCGGAGGACAACCCUUACUGCAUCCCAUGCUAUGACAGCCUGUUCGCCAACACCUGUGAUGAGUGCAAAGAGCUGAUUGGCCAUGAUUCACGAGAGCUGUUUUACGAGGACCGUCACUACCACGAACACUGCUUCCGCUGUUUCCGCUGCGACCGUUCGCUGGCCGACGAGCCCUUCACCAGCCAGGAUGAUGCUCUUCUGUGCAACGACUGCUACUGCAACGAGUUCUCCUCCAAAUGUGUGGCCUGCGAUAAAACCGUCAUGCCUGGAACCAGGAAGCUUGAGUAUGCUGGCUCCACAUGGCAUGAGGGCUGUUUCAUUUGCAACAGCUGUCAACAGCCAAUAGGCUCCAAGUCCUUUAUCCCCGAUAAAGAUGACCACUAUUGCGUACCCUGCUAUGAGAACAAGUUUGCACCACGCUGUACUCGAUGUAAACAGGCCUUGGCUAAAGGUGGUGUGACCUAUAGAGAUGAGCCGUGGCAUAAGGAGUGCUUUGUGUGCACAAGUUGUAAAGUCCAACUAGCUGGCCAGCACUUCACCUCCCGUGAUGAUAGCCCAUACUGCAUCAAAUGUUUUGGCAACCUGUACGCUAAGAAGUGUGAAGCCUGCAACAAACCCAUUACAGGCUUUGGUGGUGGAAAGUACAUCUCGUUCGAGGACCGGCAAUGGCACCAGCCCUGCUUCACCUGCUCUCGAUGCUCCGUGUCGCUGGUGGGUGCCGGCUUCUUCCCCGAGCAAGACGAGAUCCUCUGUCGCAACUGCAACAGCAACCUAUAGAACGCGACCCCCAUCCACACACCUUACUUCCAUACACUCGCAUACGUCGCAUACAUUUUACACUGCUGUGCCCUCACCUGAGAACUUCCUGUCUCAAUUUAAGCCCAUGCUGAUACUGCUGUUUGAGAUCACAGCAAACCAGCAACAUACAAUUGUCUCAGCUUCACCAAAAUACUUCAAGAAUAGGCUUGCUAGUUUGCGACCAGAUAAACAAGACUUUUAAAAGAUGCACCAAAGAUUGCUGUUGAGACUUGAAAGCCAUGCAACGUUGAGUCCCUACUAAUCCAGAAUCAACACUAUAUUAAUGUUGUAGGUCUCUGUGCACACAUAAAAAUAUCUGAUCUGCCUACUAGUUAUUCCCAUCUUUAUUUUUCCUGGCCAGCCAAAGCUGUCAUUAGGCUGGUAAUGGUCAUUAAUGGGUGGAUGUAGUCUGUGUUUGCAGCCUGUGAAAGAACUCAAACAGAUUCCUUCAUAAACACCGAAAGGUCAAAGGUUGGUGUUCUGUUAAAGUGACAACGCCCAUUUAGAAUUUUUGUUCCAAACACUCUGUGCCAAGCAAAGUGUAAGAACAGGAAUGAAUGCACAACUUUUGCGUUUUGGGUACAAUAAAAGUUACACUUUGAGAAGCAGCCACCCAAACCUGAACAUCUAGCUUUUUCACACCAUGUAUGUCACAUAAAUAUGUAUGUGACUGUUGAAUGCUGUAGUUAGUGAGCACUUUUUCUAAAAUCUCACUAAAACCUUGUUUCUAAGCAGAAUUAGUUCUCUUGAUGCAUUGCACAUGCAUUCAAAACAGUGGAGAGUCUUCCAAAUGCAUAGAAAUGUCAGAAAAAAUAACAGCUGAAAUGUUUCUGCGGUUCAGAAAUGAGUGGGAAAAUGAAGUUUGAAAUGCAUUUUGAAUACAGGUUUGCAUUUGCACUACUAUAGCUUUAAUUAUCUAUAGAAGCACAGAAACUUCAAGAUACAGCACGCAUUACACUGUAUAUACACAAAUUACAUACUAUUUCUGUUCACUUCCUGUUUUUUUUAGUUGUUUGAAAAUUAAUUUGUCUACAUUAUGACCUCUACAUUCAGAAUUUGUUAAAUCUUUAUAAACAUGUCAUUGUGUUAAGAGUGAAUGCAAUUAAACAAUAUUUGUGUCAGUAUGUCACAAACGAUAGUAUGCAUGUUGUCAAACUUUGUCAUUUUGAGACAGUAAGUGUUAUUUUUUUAAUGCCAAUUUUACUAGUUUUACCCUCUGAAUAUUUCUAAAUGUAUAAGUAUAUAUUCACUUUGAGCUUUAAUGCAGGAGAGAAAGAGUUGGCUAAUGUGCAUUUAGUGAAAAUGAUUCAAGUGAUACAAGCUUUUGUAAGUUUGAGGUGUGGUUAAAGAAAAACAUUUCAUUUUUUAAAACUAUAAAAAAAAAAUGUUAUUGAUUGUUUGUUAAUAAAUAUUUUAUAAAUUAUACAAA